AUGGGAAUUUUCUCGGUGCUCCUGCUUGCCGCGGCUUCUUUCGUUAGAGCGUCAGUCACUAUUGUUGACCCAAGUAAUUAUGCCGACCUUGCUGCGGAUGCCUCCGACAAUGCUCUGUUGGCCGACUACACUACGGACAAUGGUGGUGUCCAGUAUCUGAUAUAUGACAUCACCGGUCCUUAUUAUUACUACGACACGGAUGCAAGUCUUGAACACAGGACUGUGUCUGUCGACAAGAAUGACACAAGCGUUGUUGUUGCCACCGAUGGCUCUCAGCUCAACAUCUCCUAUGUGACUGUAAUCAAGGAAGGCUACAGCACCUGGCUCAAUCAAGCCAGCUUUUUCGGCGUGAACGCUGCCGUCAAUAUUGCGAAUGACUCCACAGCAUAUAUUUCGCAUACCAACAUCACUGUGCACAACGGCGCGGCUAAUAUUUAUGCGUAUGGAACUGGUAGCACUGUAUACGUUGAGGAUGUCGACCUUUACAGCUCUGGACCUGUGUCCCACGGUAUCUACGCUGCUGGAAACGGUACUGUCUACGCCAAUAAUAUUCGCCACUAUUCAGGCGGUAACCGUUGUUCUUCUUUUUCUGGCGACAGCCCGGGUGGAAACCUUUACAUUACAGACGCAGUUGCUCAUACUGCCGGCAUUGGAAGCGCUAUCUUUUACACCCUCGGGGAGACAUACGGCACCGAUAUUGUUGGGAAGGCAGAGAACGCCCCUUGUCUUUUCAGUGAUGGGGAACAACUUUCUGUGUUCAAGAACGUUGAUUUCUCUUGCGGUCUGCUUGCUGGCACUAUUCUUUUUAGCUCUUCCUCUCGUGACAGCGGUGCUUCAGUGAGCUUCGAGAAUUCUCGACUUACCACAACGGGUGAGGACAUGGCGGCUCUCUGGUUUGGGAACAUUAUCGCAUCUGCAGAGAUCAUUUCAACUGAGAUCAACACUGCCUCUGGUAUUCUGGUUAUUGCCAACACCUCCCAAGUUACACAGGCCUUCAGUUACUUUGCCGGUUCCGAGGAGAACUCGGCGAUCAAGCCUGCUGAUGUGACUGUUACCGUCUCCGAGUCCACCCUCGAGGGCAACAUCGUUGCUUAUAACGGCAGCUCUAUCACCUGGAAGCUGGCUGACUACUCUGACUGGACUGGUGCUGCUGUUCUUGGCGGAAGCAGCGGCACUGCUACCUUCUCCAUCUCGGUUGAUGCUACUUCUACCUGGACUCUGACCGAUGAUGUUCAUCUCCAGGCAUUCAAAAAUGGGGACAAAACCCUAUCAAACAUCAAGUCGAAAGGCCAUAACAUCUACUACAACCCUGCCAAUACCCAUAACUCGUGGCUGAAAAAGAAGACCGUAAGCCUCUCCGGUGGCGGCAAGCUUCGUCCUUCCUCAUAA
Molecule: messenger RNA, 1389 nt
Organism: Penicillium macrosclerotiorum
Lineage: Eukaryota; Fungi; Ascomycota; Eurotiomycetes; Eurotiales; Aspergillaceae
Exons: 1
Coding region: 1-1389 (462 amino acids)
Source: RefSeq, a predicted model, not a curated record